CGUUUCUACAUAUUACUGUAUUUAGAUAUGUUGAUACUUAUUUCCUUCCAUACUCUCGAUUAUACAACGUCUAUUUGAUAUUGUGUUGGCUGUUACGUCGGUUAUAAAGUGUUUGAUUGUUAGAGCUGGGUUGAUAUCAGGACCUGCUCUCUACCGAAAUGAAUAGAAAAGAGGUUACAGAAGAUCGGUCUGGAUGUCAGGAAAAAGAAAAGCCCGAAUUUGAGUUAAAAAUGCAACCGUAUGAUGGAUUUAAUUAUCCGGUCGAGAUGCAUAACGUAGCGGAUCAACUACGUAACAUACGGGACAUGACACUGAGGGACGAUGACAUCUUUAUUACGUCAUACCCUAAGUCAGGUACACAUUGGAUUAACGAGGUUGUGUACAUGCUGUUACGAGGCCACGCCUCCUACUGCCGAAAACACUGCUGGCUGGACGCUGAUGGCUUUGACACCACUGACAACGCCCCGUCGCCAAGGAUAAUCAUUACUCACGUACCGAUCAAAUGGUUACCAUGGCGACUAAGUCAAGGGCGUGUCAAGGUCAUUUACAUGACGAGGAACCCCAAGGAUGUCGUUGUUUCUCACUACAACUUCGGCGUGAAUCUGGCUGCUACGGCGUUCGAUGGAGAGUUCAAUUACUCCUACAUUGAUAAAUUUCUCAAUGGAGAUGUACCGUAUGAUUCCUGGUUCCGAAGCGUUCUUGGAUGGGAACAGUUCCCAGACACACACCCCAAAGUGCCAUUUAUGAUGAUGAACUAUGAAAAUAUGAAAUCAAAUCUUCGACAAGAAGUUGAGAAAGUGGCUAUUUUUCUAGGAAAGGCAUUCAACGAAGAUUUGCUGGACAAAAUUGUAGAGAGCUGUUCGUUUUCAAAGACCAAACAAGACAAACAGGAAAACCCCGACCCUCGCUUCAAAACAUUUGCUAGGGAUGGAUCUCAAAUAUUGUAUAGAAAAGGAGAAGUGGGGGACUGGAAGAAUUGGUUCACAGUUACAGACAGUGAAAAUUUUGACAAAGUCUACAAAGAGAAAAUGGCGGAGUCAAAACUCACAUUUAGAUUCUCAGUGUGACCGAACGUUGUUCACAACAUUCGAGAUUGUUAUAAUUACCAAGAUUAACUAUUAUUAUAACUUACCUAGAAUAAAAUAUAAGCAUCUUCUUAAUCUCCGGGAUCAGAAAACCGUCUGGGACAUAUUAAUAAUAAUAAUAAUAUUUAUUCAGGUAAAAUGCAAAUAAUACACUUCUAUCACAUUUUGCAGAUUGGACAUAAAUAUACAUAUAUUAUCACAGAAUGAGAUCUUCUUAAAUAAGUUAUUUAUGCCAUAAGAUUAGAAGUCAGUCAGGUGUUAAAACUGGAUUGGAUUAGAUUAAUAUAGGCCUUUCCUGGGAUGACCCAUAAAGCCACAUUGUGAAUUUAUAUUGACCAAAUUACACUUUUGCUAAUGUAUUUUUGUCUUGAUAAUUUUUCUAAAUGUACUAGAACACAUUUAAGAAAUGAAUGUUUUAUCAAAUGUUGUUAUAGUCCCAUAUUACACAUUGCUAUUGAUGACAAACUUGAUAAACCGCGAUAGAACUUUAUUCACAUUUGAACAAAAGUCAAUGAAGAUUCACAAUACAAGGGCUUACCCACUCAGAUCAGCUCUCAUUCACAAUACAAGGGCUUACCACUCAGAUCAGCUCUCAUUCACAAUUCAAGGGCUUACCCACUCAGAUCAGCUCACAACACAAUACAAGGGCUUACCACUCAGAUCAGCUCUCAACACAAUACAAGGGCUUACCACUCAGAUCGGCUCUCAACACAAUACAAGGGCUUACCACUCCGAUCAGCUCUCAUUCACAAUAUAAGGGCUUAACCACUCAGAUCAGCUCUCAUUCACAAAACAAGGGCUUACCCACUCAGAUCAGCUCUCAUUCCCAAUACAAGGGCUUACCACUCAGAUCGGCUCUCAACACAAUACAAGGGCUUAACCACUCAGAUCAACUCUCAACACAAUACAAUGGCUUACCACUCAUAUCAGCUCUCAUUCACAAUACAAGGCCUUACCCACUCAGAUCAGCUCUCAUUCCCAAUACAAGGGCUUCCCACUCAGAUCAGCUCUCAACACAAUACAGGGGCUUACCCACUCAGAUCAGCUCUCAACACGAUACAAGGGCUUACCCACUCAGAUCGGCUCUCAACACAAUACAAGGGCUUACCCCUCAGAUCAGCUCUCAUCCCCAAUACAAGGGCUUACCCACUCAGAUCAGCUCUCAUUCCCAAUACAAGGGCUUACCACUCAGAUCUGCUCUCAUUCACAAUUCAAGGGCUUACCCACUCAGAUCAGCUCUCAACACGAUACAAGGGCUUACCCACUCAGAUCGGCUCUCAACACAAUACAAGGGCUUAACCACUCAGAUCAACUCUCAACACAAUACAAUGGCUUACCACUCAGAUCAGCUCUCAACCCAAUACAAGGGCUUACCCCUCAGAUCAGCUCUCAUCCCCAAUACAAGGGCUUACCCACUCAGACCAGCUCUCAUUCACAAUACA
Messenger RNA from Mizuhopecten yessoensis (Yesso scallop), 2527 nucleotides. RefSeq names its product sulfotransferase family cytosolic 1B member 1-like. Gene Ontology annotation, molecular function: sulfotransferase activity. Gene Ontology annotation, biological process: sulfation. The transcript has 6 exons. Bases 159 to 1067 code for a protein of 302 amino acids. The record is from RefSeq and is a predicted model, not a curated record. Gene Ontology annotation, cellular component: cytoplasm. Lineage: Eukaryota; Metazoa; Mollusca; Bivalvia; Pectinida; Pectinidae.